Molecule: messenger RNA, 2460 nt
Organism: Colletes gigas
Lineage: Eukaryota; Metazoa; Arthropoda; Insecta; Hymenoptera; Colletidae
Product: nose resistant to fluoxetine protein 6
Exons: 10
Coding region: 1-2400 (799 amino acids)
Molecular function (GO): acyltransferase activity, transferring groups other than amino-acyl groups
Source: RefSeq, a predicted model, not a curated record
AUGACGAAACGGUCGUGGGUAUGCGUUUUGUUCGCGUGUCUGGCGAUCCACGGAGCGAGAUCCUCCUCCAACGUGUCCGAGAUCCCUGCGCAGGAUCUCCUCGCGAACGAACGAUCGAGGACCGUGUCGGACGCGGAGAGAAUUCUGGACAGGAACUGGACCACGCUGUCGGAGGCGUUGGAUAUUUUCAAUGUGCGCCAUCUUGCCAGCAAUUGGACAGACGGGGGAUGUCCCGGCGAGGGACGAUGUCCUGUCGAGGGACAAUGCGCCAAAGACGUGACCAGGUACAUCGAGGGACUGAAGAGGAACGAAGGAUGGGCUCUGAAAGCGGACGACGCCUCGGGCAGGUACGGCAACGGUUUCUACUGGGGGAACUCUUACUACGUCGGAUCGUCCACCGAGUGCGUUUACAUCAACGAGGAUUAUGGCAGGCGGACGAAGGAGACGCUUCGAGACGCCUCGAUGGAGGAGCUGGACGAAUUCAGCUCGGAACCGCGUCGAAGAAACACCGGUCUCAGCGAGAACGAUCUAUGGGCGGAGACGAGAUCGGCGAAACCGCCGUACAAAUUGGGAUUCUACAUGAUGACGAUCUCGAUAAACGUCUCUGUGCCACGCGCGACGAGAACGAUUUACCUUGGAGUGUGUCUGCCGUUUUCGUGUUCCGCCUCCGACGUGUCCAUGAUAACGAAGUUCGCCUCUGGUUCGCUCGCGGCGAAACACUCGUCGAUCGACACGGUUCGGGACCAGCACGACAUGUACAACAUGUACGAGGACCCAGUCUUCUGGAUUCUAUUCGGAGUGACCGCGGCGGUUUUCGUUUUGAUGGCUAUUGGGACCGGAUACGACGUCUACGUAACGAGAAAACACACGCGCAGGAACAUGAUUUACGAUCUGGAAAGGCACGCGAAGCUCGAGCAAUUGGCGGGCAGAAGUCAAAAGCCACUAAGCGCUUUUCAAGGUAAGGUCUACCUUCCUGUUCCAGCGGCUGAAGCAAUCAUCAACGGUCAAGCUCGAUCACUGGCGGUUAAUAACAACAACGAUCACGAAGGUAGCCUACGGUCGGCUAGUCCGGAAGUGCACAAAUUCAGCGUUGUCGAGGAAUUGUUGCUGUCUUUUUCGGUUCGUACCAACGUGAAGAUCAUCUGCGAUAGCAAGGUCGGUGGGGACACCAUCAGUACGAUUCACGGUCUGAGGGCGAUAUCGAUGACCUGGGUGAUACUGGGCCACACCUGUAUCACGGCGUUCAAGUACUCCGAUAAUAUGGAGUACCGGAAGGUCGUGGAGAGGAAGUUCCUCUUCCAGACGAUCUCGAACGGAGCGUUCAGCGUCGACACGUUCUUCUUCAUGGGCGGGCUGCUCGUCAGCUUCCUCUACUUCAGAACGAACGCGAAAGGGGACCUGAAGACGCUCACGCAGGGCACGCGGGGCUUCGCCUCCGGCAGCCUAAAGUUCAUCGGGCUGAUUCUCUACCGAUUUUUCAGGCUCACGGCCCCGUACAUGUUCGUGCUGGGCGUCGUUCAGAUCGCGAUGAAAUGGUUCCACUCGAACUCCGUGUUCGAGCCACCCACCGCCGAUCAUUACAACUGUCCCAAUUAUUGGUGGAGGAAUUUGCUUUAUAUCAAUACGUUGUUCCCGGUCGAGCAAAUGUGCAUGAUUUGGAGCUGGUACGUCGCCGAUGAUACUCAAUUUUACGUGGUCGGUGCCGUGAUAUUGAUACUGGCAACGAAUCAUUUCAAGAUCGCGACGUUCGCGUUGUGCACGUUGCUGCUCAGUUCCUGGCUAACGACUGGUUACAUCGCCCUGGCGAACAACCAUAUGCCAAGCUCCGACGAUCCAUUGGCGCUCUUCGAUAAAAUUUACGACAAACCGUGGACCAGGCUGGGCCCUUACCUCAUAGGCAUGUCGAUGGGAUACUUUCUCUUCAAAACCGAUUGCAAAGUGAAAAUGUCCAAGACGACGGUUUGCGUGGGCUGGCUUCUCUCUUCGGCGGGUCUUUUGAGUUUACUGUACGGCUUGUACGAAGCAGAGCUCAGCCCCAUAAUGGCGGCCACGUAUUCCUCGUUAAGUCACAGCAUCUGGGCCCUUGGAUUAUCGUGGAUCGUGAUUGCAUGUAGCACCGGCUACGGGGGAUACGUCAACAGUAUUCUGUCAGCACCAAUCCUGUAUCCGGUUAGCCGAAUAACGUAUUGCGCUUAUUUGAUACACCCGCUCGUGAUUCGAUUAACAGCAUUGAACUUGGACUCGCCGUUUCACUUAGGAAAAUACACUAUGAUGAUCACAUUCCUUGGACAACUGGUUCUAUCCUACUUGUUAUCGUUCGUCAUAUCGUUGUCCUUCGAGGCUCCAAUAGUGAGCAUGUUAAAGAUACUAUCUCCAAAAAAACGAAAACGCAUACAAUGAGGCAGUAACACAGCUGUUAAGCAGAACACACGUCUCGUCAAGUUAUUUAUAUACGUCUUU